GGGGGCAGUGCCCGGGCCAGGCGGCCGUGGGGCUGGAGAAGAAGUGCAGAGCCAGGGCCGAGUGUGAAAUAGUGCCCGCGGCCGGGGGGCAGUGCCGGGGCUGGGUGCGUGCCCCGGCUGCCCCCUGUCGGGCCGGGCGGGUCCCCGGCCGCUGCCCUGGAGGCGGCUCCGUGAGUCAGUCAGGAGCGAGGGGCGGGGAGGGCCGCGCUUGUGUGACCCUCCCUGGCGGAGGCGGGAGCGGCGUGUCCGGCUCAGACCCCUCCCUCGCUCGCUGCCUGCGAGUCUCUCUCGGGGACACUCGGAGACGCCGCCGGCGGGCCCGGACCGUACGGCGCCUCCCCUCCUCCUGCCGCGGCGGCUUCCAUGUAGCACCGGGCGGGGGGGCCUACGGCAAGAUGGCGGAUCUGUCGCUGCUCCAGGAGGACCUGCCGGAGGAGAUCGACGCGUUUGGUGUGGAUGACUACAGCUCAGAGUCUGAUGUGAUUAUUAUACCUUCAGCCCUGGACUUUGUCUCACAAGAUGAAAUGUUGACGCCUUUGGGAAGACUGGACAAGUACGCUGCAAGUGAGAACAUAUUUAACAGGCAAAUGGUGGCUCGAAGUUUGCUGGACACUUUGAAGGAAGUCAGCGAUGAUGAGAGAGAUUGUAUUGCUGUGCUGGAGAGAAUCAGCAGAUUAGCUGAUGAUUCAGAGCCAACUGUGCGAGCAGAACUGAUGGAACAGGUCCCUCAUAUCGCUGUGUUUUGUCAAGAAAACAGGCCCUCAAUACCAUAUGCUUUUUCCAAAUACUUACUGCCUAUUGUGGUGAGAUACCUCGCAGACCAGAAUAACCAGGUGAGAAAAACAAGUCAGGCAGCAUUACUAGUUCUGUUGGAACAAGAACUUAUUGAGAGAUAUGAUGUAGAGACCAAAGUAUGCCCUGUUCUUAUAGAACUGACUGCGCCAGACAGUAAUGAUGAUGUGAAGACAGAGGCUGUGGCUAUAAUGUGCAAAAUGGCCUCCAUGGUGGGGAAAGACAUCACAGAGAGACUCAUUCUUCCUAGGUUUUGUGAGAUGUGCUGUGAUUGCAGAAUGUUUCAUGUUCGUAAGGUAUGUGCAGCCAAUUUUGGAGAUAUCUGCAGUGUGGUUGGGCAGCAAGCCACUGAAGAAAUGCUUCUACCAAGGUUUUUCCAGCUCUGUUCUGAUAAUGUUUGGGGAGUUCGGAAGGCUUGUGCAGAAUGCUUCAUGGCAGUUUCAUGUGCAACAUCCCAGGAGGUCCGGCGGACAAAACUGUCAACGCUUUUUAUCAAUCUGAUCAGUGACCCGUCACGAUGGGUCCGCCAAGCUGCCUUUCAGUCCCUGGGGCCUUUCAUAUCAACUUUUGCUAACCCAUCCAGCAGUGGUCAUUUUUUUAAAGAAGAAGAAAGUAAGAACACAGAGGAUCAUAGAUCUGCAGAGGAAGAUAGUGAAAAGAUCAGGGAUACAGAAGAUGUCACAACAGAGGAUGUACAUAGCAGGACAGAGAAGCCGCCUUCAGAUGCUGAUUUUAGUGAUUUUACAAUAAAACUUGAAAACACCAUGGAAGACCAUAACCCUGUGCCAAGUAAUUCUCAGAGUGAAACUGAUUACCAGACUGAGACAUUCUUAUGUUGCACUUUGUCUUCAGAAUCUUGUGGGGAAAUAGCUGAUGAGAAUGAUCAAAGUUCUAACUUCUGUAGUAUAGCAACACUGCAGGAAUCUGGGUUGAGGUCCCAGGAAACCUCCCUCUCAGAACAGGAAUUGUACAACUCUUUCCAUUUCUGGAGGACUCCGCUUCCUGAAAUAGAUAUUGAUUUAGAGCUUCAGCAAACUGAUCAGAUAAUGUCCAACCCAGAAAUUCGGGAAGGAACAAAAGACGUGACGGUACCAGUGUUUUCAAACAUUACUAUGGCCACGAGGAAGGAGCUGGAAGAAAUGAUAGAAAAUCUGGAGCCUCAUGUUGAUGAUCCAGAUGUUAAAGCACAAGUGGAGGUGUUGUCUGCUGCACUCCGAGCCUCCAGUUUGGACCCUCAGGAAGAAACAGCAGGCAUUGGCAAGGGAAUGGACUCUCAAAAUGAACUGAGCAUCAAAGACCAACUGAAUUAUAAACUAAUUCACGAUGAUACUGUGUCUUUAAUUAGCGACACUGUUGAGAACAUAGAUUCCACUCUCCGCUAUAUUCAUAAUGAUUCAGACUUGAGCACCGAUAGUAGUUUCAGCCCUGAAGAGGAGAGAAAGUCCAAAGUACAGGAUGUUGUACCUCAAGCCUUGUUGGAUCAAUAUUUAUCCAUGACUGAUCCUUCUCGUGCACAAACGGUUGAUACUGAGAUUGCUAAACAUUGUGCGUAUAGCCUGCCAGGUGUGGCACUUACGUUAGGUAGACAGAACUGGCACUGUCUGAAAGACACCUAUGAGACACUAGCAUCUGAUAUGCAGUGGAAAGUUCGAAGGACAUUAGCAUUCUCUAUACAUGAGCUUGCAGUUAUCCUGGGAGAUCAACUCACAGCUGGAGACUUGGUUCCAGUCUUCAAUGGAUUUUUAAAGGAUCUAGAUGAAGUCAGGAUAGGUGUCCUUAAACACUUGCAUGAUUUUCUAAAGCUUCUUCAUCUUGACAAAAGACGAGAAUAUCUUUAUCAGCUCCAGGAAUUCUUAGUGACCGAUAACAGCAGGAAUUGGCGUUUUCGAUAUGAGCUGGCAGAGCAGCUGAUCUUGCUUAUAGACCUAUACAGUGCCAGAGAUGUUUAUGACUAUUUGCGCCCUAUUGCCCUUAGCCUCUGUGCAGAUAAGGUUUCCUCUGUUCGAUGGAUUUCCUACAAGCUGGUUAGUGAAAUGUUAAAGAAGCUGCAUAUGGCUUCAACAUCAACUUUCAUGGUAGACCUCAUGAACGAACUUGUUGAAAAAUUCUGCAGAUGCCCAAAGUGGUCCGGUCGGCAAACAUUUGUCUUUAUCUGCCAGACUGUCAUUGAAGAUGACUGCCUCCCAAUGGACCAAUUUGCUGUGCAACUACUGCCUCAUUUACUACACUUGGCAUCCGAUCGGGUUCCAAAUGUUAGAGUACUACUUGCAAAAACUUUAAGGCAAACCCUUCUAGAGAAAGUUAGUUUGCUGUAGACAAGUGGAGAAAAUAGCACCAGUGUGAGAAGCCACUUAUGACAUUGUACUCUCCUGAACCUUACCCCCAGGGGUGGCAAGGCUUAGCCUGGACUGACCUUUGAGGCCCUGAUCGUACCUGCAAGCCUGUUGACAACAUCACAACUUCUAGAGCUAUUCUGUAAUGUUGGAGAAAUGGAUGGAUUCAUUUUCCCCCUCUUAGCCCAUUUUCCUUGACCAGUUUUCCCUAAAUGGGCUAGUUUUGGGAAAUUAAGGAUAUUGCUCAGCCUGCAUACUGGUGAUUCACUGAUGUGACGUAGAACAAAUGUGUUGUGUUUGGUCUAAAAAUUGAUGCUGUAUGCAAUAAAGGCUGGGGAUCAGAAAAACAGACUUCACUGCUAACCCUGUCUCUUGUCCCUCUGGGAGAGGAGAGGUGGCUAGUGCUGUUCUGUUUUCCUUUUGAGAGUGAAGGGAGAACCUUUCCAACAUUUCAACAAGGGAACUGCUAUUGUCAAACUGUAGACUUCCCUUAGGGAAAGCAUCCCCAGUGCACAGCGGUGCCCAGAAAAAGCUAGCAAUGUUAGGAUGUUAAGAGUGGGGUGGAAAAUAAUACUGGAAAUAUUAUGCCAUUAUAUAAAUCAGUGUUAUUCUCUCAUCUGGAAUACUGUGUUCAGCUCUGGUCACCCUCAUUUCAAAAAGACAUAACAGAAAUAGUUUAGAGGAGACAAAUAGGACAUGAUAAUUAUGUAAAAUAAUGAACAAUACAGAGGAGACCGUUUCAGCAUUCCUAUUUACCGUUUAUCAAUACAAGAACAAGGAGACAGCCAAAUAAACUGAAGGGCAUUACAUUUAAAAAUGAUAAAAGAAGUAGAAAAUUUUAUGCAACACUUAAUUAAGCUGUGGAACUCAUGAAUUCUUGUAACAGAGAGCCUUGCUUUAGUCAGAAAAGACAUUUACGUGGAUAAUAUUCAUAGCUGAUUUAUAGUUUAUUUGUAUUAUGGUUGCAUCUAGAGGACCCAGCCCUGUUGUGUAGGCACUGUACAAAUGUAUAACAGUCCCUAUCUCACAGAUCUUACAAUCUAAGUAUAAAACGAGAGACAGUGGAUAGAUUAUUCAAUUUAGAUUUAAAAAAUAAAAUUAAAAGGUAUAUUAAUUGGUAUACUUCUGGGAAUAAAUCAACCACAAACUGCUGUGGAAAGGGAAGAUUUUUUAAUACAAUUGUAUCAUAUAAUUUUAAAAAAAACUGUCACAUAUUGGGGUUUCUUGCAUGCUGUUUAUUCAUAUUACCAUUUUUAUUGUGUGGUAGCAUCUGUCAUUAGAAUGGAAUAGCAUGGCAGUUUAUUUGUAUUACCUUCCUUUAGAAAUAUAAACACAUUGAUUUUGGGACUCCUGUUCUUAGCAGGAGUUUUUCCCUUUGCACAUGUUGUCUGCCACUUAUUACACUGAAGGAAUUUUAGGGGUCUUGUACUCCUAUACCAUGAGGACAACUAUAUUAUACUUGAGUCCUCCAGCACAUGUAUUAAUCACCCAGUAUUUUGUUAGUUUGUGAAUACAUUUAAAUUAAUACAUUAUUUGCUUGCUUACAAGGAUUGGGUGUGACUGUAGUUAGAGUAGAUAUUGCCCUAAUAUUUAAUGUCAUGAAUCAGUAUCUGCCUACAGCAUAAGGAUUAAACUAAAAUAUCCAAAAACUUUGAUUUGUUAAUACAGAAUUUCAGUCUCACUGAUAGCCUUUCCGUAUUAAAACAGAAGCCUCUGUUUGCCCUUGAUGUAGAAGCGUGCUCAUGUUUUUGAAUAUAACACUGUAGCAUAGUAGCUGGGUUUUGCACCAAAAUAUAAUAUUGUUACUC
Molecule: messenger RNA, 4933 nt
Organism: Caretta caretta (loggerhead turtle)
Lineage: Eukaryota; Metazoa; Chordata; Testudines; Cheloniidae
Gene: PPP4R1
Product: protein phosphatase 4 regulatory subunit 1
Biological process (GO): protein dephosphorylation
Cellular component (GO): cytoplasm
Molecular function (GO): protein binding; protein phosphatase regulator activity
Source: RefSeq, a predicted model, not a curated record